Messenger RNA from Xenopus laevis (African clawed frog), 507 nucleotides. RefSeq names its product hemoglobin subunit alpha-3. The record is from RefSeq and is a predicted model, not a curated record. The coding region runs from base 1 to 429 and encodes 142 amino acids. Lineage: Eukaryota; Metazoa; Chordata; Amphibia; Anura; Pipidae. The transcript has 3 exons.
AUGUCUCUUUCUCAAGCUGAGAAGACUCUAAUUCUUGCCUUUUGGAACAAAGCCUCUGGUUUAAUCAAUACCAUAGGUCCUCAGAUUGUGAACAGGUUAUUAUUAGCAUAUCCUCAGUUAAAAACGCAUUUUGGGAACUUCAACGUGACCCCUGGAUCCAGUGAUCUCAACACUCUGGGAAUAAAGAUCAUCACCGCUGUUGGAGGAGCCACACAACAUAUGGACGACUUGCCAGUGCAUCUGGCUAUUCUGACUGACCUGCACUCACUGACCCUUAGAAUAGACCCAGGAAACUAUAAGCUGAUGAUUGAUUGUAUCGUGAUUUCAAUGGCUGCCAGCUUGCCACAGGAUUUUACUGCUGAAGUCCAGAACGCCAUGACCAACUUCCUCAUUAUUAUUGGUGAUAUUCUUGCUUCCAAGUUCUGCUAAAUCUGGAUCUGAACACUUUGAUCUAAACACCUGAAACUUGUCCAAUGAAAUCCUAAUAAAAUCUUCAUUUUUCAAAAA